CACACACUCCACCGAGCGCGCGGGGCAACCGGCUAACUCCACCAAUGCCGCCGCUGCUCACCCUCUCCUUCUCGCCGGCGCCGCUGCCCCCGGCGCCGUCCAGGGCCCGGUUCAGGGUCGCGGCCUCCACCGACGUCGGCGCCACCGGCCGAGCCGCCGCCGCCGCCGUCGCUAACGACUUCCCGCCGUUCCUGCCCAGGGCGGUCGAGCGCAUCCGCGACGGCGCCGCCCUCCGCCUCGCCAAGCGAAUCGAGCGCGUGCCCGUCCAGACUGGCUUCUCCAAGAGCCCGAUACCGAGCAGCUGCGUGAGGCCACUCAAGCAGCAGCAGAGCGGCGAUCCGGUCGUGCUGCUCCACGGCUUCGACAGUUCUUGUUUAGAGUGGAGGUACACCUACCCUUUGCUGGAGGAUGCUGGGCUGGAGACUUGGGCGGUGGACAUUCUUGGGUGGGGCUUCUCUAAUUUAGAAACAAGGCCACCGUGUGAUAUUGUGUCUAAGCGCGAGCAUCUUUAUCAGUUCUGGAGAUCCUACAUCAAAAGGCCUAUGGUACUAGUUGGGCCUAGCCUGGGUGCUGCUGUUGCCAUUGAUUUUGCAGUCAACUAUCCGGAAGCGGUAUCAAAAUUAAUCUUCAUCGGUGCAAGUGUGUAUGCUGAGGGCACAAAAGAUAUGACCAGAAUGCCUAAAUUUGUUCCAUAUGCUGGGGUUUUUGUACUGAAGAGUCUUCCUCUACGACUAUUCGCUACACGCUUGGCAUUUUACAAAAUUCCAGAUGGAUUAUUUGAUUGGGUUCAGAUUGGCCGUCUACACUGCCUGCUUCCUUGGUGGGAAGAUGCUACUGUUAAUUUUAUGAUCACUGGAGGUUAUAAUGUCCUAAAUCAAAUAAAGCAGGUAAAGCAAAAAUGCCUGGUAUUAUGGGGAGAGGACGAUGGAAUAAUUAGCAAUAAGCAAGCAUAUCGGUUACAGCAGGAACUCCCCAGCGCAAUUUUAAGGCAGGUAGGGCAGUGCGGCCACAUUCCCCAUGUCGAGAAGCCGAGGGAGGCGGCAAAGCAUGUGCUUGACUUCCUCGGAGGCGAUAGCGUGGACAAGGCGGACCAGGCUUCUUCCAUGUCAUCAACUCUGGUAUCAACACUGAGGACCCGGUGAACAGCACGCACAUGGCGCACUUCUACUGUUUAACGCUCGCCCAGCGAUCUCCUUGACUUAGGCAAAGCCCUGUAAUAAGCCCAGCAAGAUCCUGCCUGCGUUCUGGAGCAGCCGAGCUGAUCAACGUACAGGCCCCAAGAUCACCUCACCAGUGGGGAUGGAAAAGGUUGCACUGGACUAGAGAACUGGAACAGCUAGCAGAGGCAGAACACAUGUCUCUGUCUGUGCUCGUCCGUCACCUCCUCUUCUUUAGGUUGCUGGUUUAGAUUAUUAGCACGAGAAAAAUGUAUGUAUCGGUUGGUACGGCCACACGGUGGUUUCGAUCGAGCAUGCCCGUCUCGUUGUUGUAUCAACACAUAUGGUAUUGUCCAUAUGGAUGUGCGGGUCUCAUGCAGUGCUGCUCUGUUCUGGGGAAAUACAACUGAGUCUGCAUUCA
Hordeum vulgare subsp. vulgare (domesticated barley) is the source of this 1578-nucleotide messenger RNA. RefSeq lists its product as uncharacterized. The record is from RefSeq and is a predicted model, not a curated record. NCBI's taxonomy places the organism in Eukaryota, Viridiplantae, Streptophyta, Magnoliopsida, Poales, Poaceae. The transcript is spliced from 11 exons. Gene Ontology annotation, molecular function: catalytic activity. The coding region runs from base 45 to 1142 and encodes 365 amino acids.